This is a messenger RNA of Cyphomyrmex costatus, 1124 nucleotides long. RefSeq names its product mucin-3A. Lineage: Eukaryota; Metazoa; Arthropoda; Insecta; Hymenoptera; Formicidae. The coding region runs from base 7 to 1032 and encodes 341 amino acids. The record is from RefSeq and is a predicted model, not a curated record. The transcript is spliced from 3 exons.
GCAAAAAUGCAACCACUUUCAGGUGUCUUGCUAUUGCUUCUUACCUGCCAGCUUGCUACGCCAACACCAAUUUUCGAUAGAGAUGGAACAAGUUUUCAAGGUCGAUCAACUGGAUUCGGAGAAACAAUACGAGAUUGGUUUAAAAUGAUCAAGGACCGAAUUGUGGGAAAAUGGCGAGAGUGGUUUGGCAAAGAUGGUCCAACUCCGACUUUAUCACCGCAGGAUAUUUUGAAUAUUGAUAAGACCUUGGAGAGUCGAAUAUCGGGCUAUCCAGGCUUGUUCUUAGAUUUGUGCAAUGAUUACAAGGACAGCGAUUCGGAUGAGUGGGACAUAAUGCCCAUUAUGCCGAAUUUGCCAUCACCUCCUAUAUUUGGGAUCGACUGGACGCCUGACUUCAGUAAACUUCCAACAGAAAUUCCGAGAACUACGCAACCUUCAACAGCUACACCAAAGAUCGAAUUGACUACAUCGAGACAACAGACAACCACCAAAACUAUUGCUCAAACGCAAUCAGAUUUAACUUCGACCGAAUCAACAGUAAGAACCACCGAGGCUAUCAUGACUUCUACCGAAUCGAUUCCACUUACUACCCAAUUAAUUACAACUUCUAUAGAGCCGAAUAUAGAAAUUGAUUCAUCAAGUGAAGAAAUUAUAAUUUCCAGUGAAUCUGUUAUAAUAAAUAGUGUGCCGGUUGCAACACCUACUGAACCUACAUUAACAUUUAACGAGUCAAUUACUGAAUCAAUUGUUUCGUCAAUUGAUACUACUAUGUUUUCCAUCACGUCGACAUUAUCCACUGAUCUGACUUCUAUCAAAUCGACUGAAACGUCUAUCGAAUCUACUGCAGUUUUUAAUGAAGCAGAUAUUACAUCCUCUGAGGAAUUAACUACUAUUACUACCACUGACUCACCCGAAACGUCCACCGAACAAAUUUUACCUUUCUUUAAUAAGCGAGUAGAAGAUAAUGAGACCGUCAAUAAACGCACCACAAAGAAACCUCGUCCAGCAUCUGCCGAAGUAAUAACGUUUUAAAACAGAUUGCGUAUUAUAAAAAGAAAAUUCAGGUGUAUCUUGAUUUUCAAUGUUUUUUUUAAUUAAGUUUUAAAGUACGUAAGUUGUAAGUA